This is a messenger RNA of Panicum virgatum (switchgrass), 1230 nucleotides long. RefSeq names its product oleosin-B6-like. The transcript has a single exon. Lineage: Eukaryota; Viridiplantae; Streptophyta; Magnoliopsida; Poales; Poaceae. Bases 236 to 1039 code for a protein of 267 amino acids. The record is from RefSeq and is a predicted model, not a curated record.
CCCGCACGCGUCAUCCGCCGCAUCACGCGCAUUCCGUUCCGCUGCCACCGCCUCGUGAUCUCAACUCGCCUCGCCUUCCUUUAUAAACGCCGCCGGCCAAGCGUGCACGCACCAGCGAUCCCGCCACCGCCGAAGACGCGUGCGUCCAGCUCCACUCCGCCGGCCCAGACCCAGCCAGCGCGCCUGCCCACCUCCGCCCAGCUGCGGUAGCCUAGCCCCAAAGCUCCUGUCCGCGAUGGCAGCGGCGGCGGCGCCUCGCCCGCGCCUAGACUCCGUCCCCAGCUUCGGCGACGCCCUGCCGCCGGCCGCGGACGAGCCCGCCUCCUCCGACGCCGGCAGCGACUGCGACGAGGACGAGUUCGAGUUCGAGUUCGAGUUCGCCUUCGCGGCGCCCGGGAGCGGCGCCGGGGACGUCCUGGACCUCGCGCCCGCCGACGACCUCUUCGCGCACGGCCGCAUCCUCCCGGCCUACCCGGUCUUCGACCGCCACCUCCUCGACCGCGACGGCGACGGCGAGGCACCGGCCGCGCCGCAGGCGGCCUCCUCCUCCACGGCGCCGCCCUCGCCGGACACCUACUGCGCGUGGGCGCCGCGGUCCGCGCCGGGCUCCCCCGCGCGGGACCCGGGCCCGCCGCUGUUCCCCAAGUCCGCCUCCACGGGGGAGGCGCGCCGCUUCUGGCGCCUCCGCAGCCUCGUGUCCAGCGGCCCCGGCCGCUCCCACAGCGACGGCAAGGAGAAGUUCGUCUUCCUCCAGCCUACCACGCCGUCCAAAACGGACGGCGGCAGCAGGCAGGCCGCCAGGGCUUCAGCGCCAGCGCAGAAGCAGAGCAAGAAGAAGAGCGGCAAGGCCGCCGGCGCUGCCGUGACCGAGAUGGACAUGGCCACCGCGCACAAGCUCUUCUACGGCAAGCCGGGCGGCAGCGCGCUCGCCGGCGACAGGAGGCAGCAGCAGCAGCAGUCCUACCUCCCCUACCGCCCGGGGAUCGUCGGCUUCUUCACCUCCGCGCACGCCCUCGGCCGCUCGCACCACCCCUACUAGCUAGCUACCGCCGGCGAUCACUCCACUCGCUUCGAUCGGGACCAAUAAAGCUCUCGAAGAAGAAAGAUUAUUUCGUUCAUUUUCCCCCCUUUGAUUUUAGGCAAUAGCUCAUUGUUCUAUCGCCAUUUUUCGUGUACAUACAAGAAGUAAAAAUUAAAAAUUAAAACUCCGGCGCCAUUCUUGACUCUGAA